Messenger RNA from Medioppia subpectinata, 776 nucleotides. The record is from the annotation of a GenBank genome assembly. Lineage: Eukaryota; Metazoa; Arthropoda; Arachnida; Sarcoptiformes; Oppiidae.
GUUUUGGUCGCUUAUAUCGCGCUUUUCAUAUUUGAUUUGAGCGAAAGAGGCAUUCAAUGGUUUGAUCCCUUCUUCACUAUAUGGGAAGUGGAUUCCAGAUUUGCUCUUAUAUUCAUCAUAACAGCCAGUAUUGCUUCGAUCGGAUACUUCAUGUUUUUAUGCUUUCAUAUUUGGCUUGCGUUUCGCAAUAUAUCAACUAAACAGUCGAGUUUGCCGUCGAUGUCAUCGACUCGUCGUCUUAUAUAUCAAGGAAUCAUAUAUCGGUUCAAAUUCCUUCUGUUGGCAACACUGGUUUGCGCGGCCGCCACUGUUGUCGCCUAUAUUAUGGGACAGGUAACCGAAGAUCAAUGGCAUUGGGAGGACGCGGACCCGUAUGUGGAACCUCUUCAAUGGACGAGUGCUAUGUUUACCACAGUCUAUGCUCUUUGGAAUUGUUAUGUAAUAACUCUACUUAUACUAUACGCGCCCUCACAUAAAGAGCUCGGCCAAAAUGUGGAUUCAAUGUCCGAAGAGAUUGAGUUUAAUCGCCUCACAGAACACGACGAGAAUAAUGAACACAAGACAGAGAACGUGAUGGGAAGCAGUGGCGGCACUUCCGAAGCCAGUGAUAUGAGUCUAUUACAACAUUUGGCCACAAAGUCCAACAUUGACUGAAUAAUCGACAACUAUUUAUUGACAAUUCGCACGCUUUCUAUGUUUUUUACUCAAUAUUUAUUGCUUUCAUUCAUUGCUUUUAUCGAUACUAUUGUUUAUAUUUUAUCAUUUUUUUCGCUGUU